AUGGGUGUUUCCCUCUGGUAUUACUCACGUCCUUUCACUCCUCUGAUCGCUGCACAUGCUGUUCCAGGGACUCAACAGAACAGACCCACUGCAGUUAUGCUCAUCUUUACAUCAGCUACAAACGCUCAGCUGAAUCGAGCAGCCGUGCACCUCGAGAGUGAGAAUUUGGAGAAGGAAAACGCGGCGCUCAGGAAAGAGGUGAAAAGACUCACAGAAGAGGCCAAAUAUCUGUCCACGGUCCUGAGCAAUCAUGAGCCGCUGUGCACGGGCCUGAGCGGUGCAUCCACUGAGCUGCUGUAUGGCGCGCACCACGGCGCGUUUCACCAGCAUAUCAGCCUGGUGGCGAAUCUGAUGCUGUAUUUUGCUGCUGUGCUGGUGGGCGUGAUGUCAUAUUUCAUGGCCGACCGUAAGUACCGCACGGCGUUCCUCGAGGCCAAGCAAUCUCUGGAAGUCAGUCUUACGCUGAAGGAACAGAGUCAACAACAGGAGGAAUUGCUGUUGUCCAUCUUGCCGAAGCACAUAGCAGAUGAGAUGCUUCAGGGCAUGAAGAAAGAAGCCAAUCAGAAAUCAGAUGCACAGCAGUUCAACACCAUGUACAUGUACCGCCACGAAAACGUCAGUAUCCUUUUCGCAGACAUUGUAGGUUUUACACAGCUGUCUUCUGCCGUGACUCCAAAAGAACUUGUCAAACUACUCAACGAACUCUUUGCUCGCUUCGACAAACUAGCAGCACAACACCACCAGCUGAGGAUCAAGAUUCUGGGAGACUGUUAUUACUGUAUCUGCGGUUUGCCAGAUUAUCGUGAAGAUCAUGCGGUCUGCUCCAUUAUGAUGGGCCUGUCUAUGGUGGAAGCCAUCUCAUAUGUGCGUGAAAAAACUCAGACAGAAGUGGACAUGCGUGUAGGUGUGCACACGGGUACCGUACUUGGUGGAGUCCUGGGACAGAAGCGCUGGCAGUUUGAUGUCUGGUCCACUGAUGUUACUGUGGCAAACAAGAUGGAGUCAGGAGGCAUCCCAGGGCGUGUGCACAUCUCUCAGAACACGAAGGACUGUUUGCACAGUGAGUUUGAGCUGGAGGAGGGCAAUGGAGGAGAGCGCUGCGAGUACCUUCUGGAGAAAGGCAUCGACACGUAUCUGGUGCUCGUGUCCAAAGACACUCCCAAAACAAACGGAGUGACCAACGGCACAGUGAUCAACACCACAAAACCCAGCGGCAGCUACACAUCAGUAAAGAACAUACCUGAGGAGUCAGAGACACAGCAGCUGCAGUUGGCCAAUAUGACCGAUAAAGGGAUGGAGGACGAGCAUCUGAACCAACUGCUGAAUAAAACUCUGCUGGAGAGAGAGACAAAAGAGACUCUGGAGGAGAGGAAGACGUCGGUUCUGUCUCUGAGGUUUGAGGACUCUGAUCUGGAGUCUCGUUACUCAGCAGAGAAGGAGAGACGGACGGGUGUUGCGUUCAGCUGUUGUUGUGUCGUUCUGAUCUUCACCUCAGUCAUGGAAAUUCUCAUCGACCCACAGCUGAUUGUGAAUUAUGUGACUCUAGCUGUUGGUGAGCUGUUACUGCUGAUUCUGACUCUGUGUUCACUAGCAGCUAUCUUUCCUCGAGUCUUCCCCCAGAGGCUGGUGUCUUUCUCACAGUGGAUCGACCGCACACGCUGGGCUCGUAACACAUGGGCCAUGGCUGCCAUAUUUGUUCUGACCAUGGCUGAGGUGGCCGAUAUGCUGAGCUGUAUUCGGCCCCCUCUCGUGCUGCUGAACUCCUCGUCCGGCGUGACGCUCGAGUCUCUGGGUGACGGCGGAUGCGCUGAGAACCCCAAACACUACGGAUACAUAUCAGUGCUGUCGCUCGUGGCAACCGUCAUGCUCGUACAGCUCAGCCAUGUGGUCAAGCUGGCGCUUAUGCUGUUGGUUACCAUAGCAACAGGUGCCGUAAACAUCCACAGCUGGAUGUACAUUUACGACAUCUACGAUUUCAUUCGCUACCUGGACUACAGUUAUUCAGUGGUUCCCACCAGAUAUCUGCUGACUGUGAUGAUUAUCAUCAUGAUGAUGAGUUUCUACUACUUUGCACGUCACGUGGAAAGACAGUCGCGUAAACUGUUUCUGUGGAAGAUUGAGGUUCACGAUCAGAAGGAGAAAGUGUAUGAAAUGAGAACGUACAACGAGGCGCUGGUCACUAACAUGCUUCCUGAACACGUGGCCAAACACUUCCUGGGCUCCAAGAUGCGAGAUGAGGAACUUUACAGUCAGUCGUAUGAUGAGAUCGGCGUGAUGUUCGCCUCUAUUCCCAACUUCUCUGACUUUUACACGGAGGAGGGUAUAAACAAUGGAGGGAUAGAAUGCCUCCGAAUCCUGAAUGAGAUAAUCUCUGACUUUGACAGUCUUCUGGAUCGCACAGAGUUUCGCCACAUUACGAAGAUCAAGACCAUCGGCAGCACAUACAUGGCUGCAUCAGGCGUGACGCCGGAGAGCAACACUAACGGAUACGCUGACCGCAAGAUAGAGGAUCAGUCCAUCCUGGAGCGCUGGCAACACUUCGCUGAUUUGGCAGACUUUGCACUGGCUAUGAAAGUCACACUUGGAAACCUAAACAAACAGUCGUUCAAUAACUUCAUGCUGCGCAUAGGUCUGAAUAAGGGGGGGGUGUUAGCUGGAGUGAUUGGCGCUCGCAAACCUCAUUUCGAUAUUUGGGGAAACACUGUAAAUGUGGCCAGUCGUAUGGAGUCCACUGGGGUUAUGGGUAACAUUCAGGUGGUGGAGGACUGCUAUAACAUCCUGAAGGAGUACGGUUUCCGUUUCGUCAGAAGAGGACCCAUCUAUGUAAAAGGGAAAGGAGAACUGCUCACUUUCUUUAUGAAGGGCAAAGACAAACCUGUCACAAAGACGACCGCGGUCUCUCUCCCACAUCAAAUACCAGACAAAUCCUGAGAAGACUGAGGAUGAGAAGGACAUUGACAUUUUAUUUUAUGUUAUUUUGGGCCUUUUCCACUUUUUAUUAAUAGAAACAAUGGAAAAGGGACAAAGGGGAGACUCCCCAAUGAGCACUACAGCUCAACAAGUCUGCAGCACAUGCACUACCCA
Molecule: messenger RNA, 3084 nt
Organism: Sinocyclocheilus rhinocerous
Lineage: Eukaryota; Metazoa; Chordata; Actinopteri; Cypriniformes; Cyprinidae
Product: adenylate cyclase type 3-like
Exons: 21
Coding region: 1-2931 (976 amino acids)
Biological process (GO): cAMP biosynthetic process; intracellular signal transduction; adenylate cyclase-activating G protein-coupled receptor signaling pathway
Cellular component (GO): plasma membrane
Molecular function (GO): adenylate cyclase activity
Source: RefSeq, a predicted model, not a curated record